Molecule: messenger RNA, 1815 nt
Organism: Mollisia scopiformis
Lineage: Eukaryota; Fungi; Ascomycota; Leotiomycetes; Helotiales; Mollisiaceae
Exons: 2
Coding region: 235-1815 (526 amino acids)
Source: RefSeq, a predicted model, not a curated record
CAAGCUUUAAUUUCAUGGAAUGUCAAACAUUCGCGAGCAACCCGUGUUCGAGGUGAUAGAACGUCAGUGGUGGCUCUUUCACGACUUGUCAUUUUGCGCCUCUUGGUGGGCCGGGUGUGUUUGUCAUCUUCCAACCUCUGAAUUACAUUACGGCACUAGCAUUGAGAAUGGGCCCUCAAGCGCCGAUUGUUGCGGCACAGAAAAGGACCAGAGCAAGUAGUUCUCGUUCGAAAUAUGGAUGUAUCACAUGCAAGUUGUUUACGCUGCCAAGACACUGGAAGAAAGUGCGAUGGCUACGGACCUAGGAAUCCUCUUCCAAGUCUAAAAUCACAAUCAAAGCCAAAGCCAACCUCGAAUCCGCUGGUAAUAGAGCGCAAAUUGCUACCGAUCACUUUGGGAACGACAGUACUUCAGUCACGAGUGCCAAUCACUGUCCAAUGCAAAGACGUCCAAGAGGAGCAGUAUCUACAAUUCUUCUUUGCAGAGACUGCGGGAGACCUCUCAGGAGGGUUUGAUAACCCACUUUGGAGCGAUAUAGUAUUACGGGCAUGCAACGAAGAGCCCUGCAUUCUUCAUUGUGCAGUUGCUCUUUCGGCUCUUGACAAAUCCUGCAGAGCCAAGAUGACAAAACCUCCUGAGCCUACUUCCGAAGAACAUCAUCGGUACGCUCUACGAAGAUACGACACAGCUAUACAUGAAGUCAGGGAGUUGCUGCAACGUAGACAGGAUUCCUUGAGGACGGUUCUGAUUGCAUCGCUUCUAAUCUUCUGCUUUGAAAGCUUUCAUGGCGAUAUAAGACUAGCAUUAAACAACGUCAAAGGUGCCGUGGAACUUAUGUAUGCUUGGCUUUCGGAACAGGAUGGGACUAUAGCGCCAGGUCAUUUCUCCCCCGCACCGGAUGUUAUCGAGGACGAAAUUGUUUCUGCAUAUACACGGUUGGAUAUUCAUCUCCUAAGUUGGAUCGAUGCCCCACUACCUUCUCGCGGAAAGAUUCUUAGAUUCGCAACCACGGAGACUUUUCAUAUCCCUGAAGCUUUCAAGAGUAUGAUUGAUGGCAAAGUCGCCUUCGACCACGUUACCAACCACAUUUUCCAAUACCUAGGCUCAAUCCAGCGCAGCAAGGCGCAGGCUUCAGAAGAAUCGACACCUAAAAGCCAUAUAUCUGAGAACUCGAUUUCAGAAGAGCCAAUAGCGGCGACCGAGUUGCGACAAUGGAUGAAAGCUUUCGAGCCUGUGCUUGUAAGCGCUCGCACUCACGGUGGUGUCAAUGAUUUCGUUGGCUUUACAAUACUUCGAAUACACGCUAUAACGGUCGAAAUCUGUGUUCGUUCGGCUCUUUUCGAAACCACAACAACUCAAGCAUAUGACGUCUUUCUCCCAGAAUUUCGCGAGAUGGUUGCCCUCAGCAGCGCCAUCGUCAAUCACCCUCGCUUCCUCAAAUCGUUUGUUUUCAACAUGGGGUUCGUGCCGAGCCUGUUCAUUAUUGUCACAAAGUGCAGGGACAAGACGGUAAGGCAGGAGGCGAUUGAUGUGCUGAAAGCUGCACAUCCAAGAAGAGAAGGUGUUUGGGAUUGCUUGAUGGUAGCCAGGAUUGGUGAAGAAUUGAUCAGAUCAGAAGAGGAGGAGCUACGUUCUGGGCGAAUGGAAGAAAAGAUCGAAAUUCACCUUGCUUGUCUGAAUAUGUAUUUCGAAUUACCCAGGCCGCCUAGGACAUUGGAGGAUAUCGAAAUGAAGAGAAAUAGGCAAGGAGGCCGUGGAUAUCUACUGGAUUGGGUAGAGCGUUGUGUCGAUAUGAAUGUCGUCGCUGGACCAUGA